ACCUUUAUUGAUACUUUUCCAUUGACAGGUCAUGUCAGAUUCUCAGAACAAUGAACUCCUGAAUAGCAAUGAACAAGUGGUUUUGGUCUUGGUGGGACUGAUCGCAUCCGGAAAGUCAACAUUUGCCGAGGCACUUGAACAGCACUUCCCUAAUGUUCGCCGAUGCAAUCAAGAUGACCUGGGAAGCAGACAGAAAGUGGAGGCUUUAGCCCGCCGAUGUCUUCGUCAGGGUCUGUCUGUUUGUAUUGAUCGCACCAACUUCGAUGCAUCGCAGAGGUCCUACUGGAUCAAUAUCGCUCGCGAGUUUCCCGGAAUAUCCGUCUGGGUUAUUGUCUUUGACUGCCCCCAAUCAGUAUGUGCUUCCCGUCUUCGAGAACGAACUGUACAUCCAACUAUCAAAGAUUAUGAACACGGCCUUUCUAUUCUUUCACGAUUCGCCUCGGACUUCAAGUCCCCGUCGCCGAACGAAGGACAUGACUGUAUCAUAUAUUUGCGUCCGUCAGACCAUCCGUCAUCGACGUAUACACGCGCCGAUAUAUCUUCCAUAAUCAGGCGGGUACGCUCUUCGCCAGCUGCGCGAGGAAUGAGUCAAAGUCAAUUACGACCCUUAACUUCGUUCACUCCUCGUGGCGCAUACUCUGCACACAGUAAUCAAUCUUAUACCCAUUUUGACCGUCAAGUUUCGACAGCUCGUGGGCAUGGCUUCCCUUACUCGCGCGGCAGUGCGCCCAGGAGAGGCUUGGCCCCCCGCUAUCAGUCAUCUCCAAGGUACAUGGGUCGUGGUCACCAAAACGGUAUAGGUCAAGGAGACACGUUCGGACUGAGAUCCGAUGAUCCUUCUGGAAGCUUGAAUUGGCGAGCCAGAAAGGAUGACACGAGAAUAUCAGGAGAGUCAUCUAAGAGACCUGAUAGCGGUUCUGUCAGCGAUCGUAUAUGAAAUACCGUAGCCAUAUUUCCUGGGCAUUUCCGUCGGACGAUUGCACAUGUGCCAAUAAUUCAUGGAAAAGUAGGG
This is a messenger RNA of Serpula lacrymans var. lacrymans S7.9, 1012 nucleotides long. RefSeq lists its product as uncharacterized. The coding region runs from base 32 to 937 and encodes 301 amino acids. Gene Ontology annotation, molecular function: double-stranded DNA binding; ATP-dependent polydeoxyribonucleotide 5'-hydroxyl-kinase activity; polynucleotide 3'-phosphatase activity. The transcript has 5 exons. The record is from RefSeq and is a predicted model, not a curated record. NCBI's taxonomy places the organism in Eukaryota, Fungi, Basidiomycota, Agaricomycetes, Boletales, Serpulaceae. Gene Ontology annotation, biological process: DNA repair.